Messenger RNA from Lathyrus sativus (Indian pea), 252 nucleotides. The record is from the annotation of a GenBank genome assembly. NCBI's taxonomy places the organism in Eukaryota, Viridiplantae, Streptophyta, Magnoliopsida, Fabales, Fabaceae.
AUGAUGAGAAUGGUUCUAUCAAGGAGGCUACAAGGUUACUCCAAGAUGGACAAGGAAGACUCAGAAGAGAGAAAGCAUAGACAAGCACAAUUCUUGAUAUACAAAGCAUUGGAAAAAGUUGAUUCUCAAAGAAAGCCAUCAUUCUUGAGGAUCAAAAUAUUUAAGCUGAAGAUUAAAUUAGGGAACAGUUGUAGGAAGAUCAAGAAGAGGUUUUUGCUCAAGUGUAAUAGGAGUUGGAGUUUGUUUUAUUGA